Salvia hispanica is the source of this 586-nucleotide messenger RNA. RefSeq names its product auxin-repressed 12.5 kDa protein-like. NCBI's taxonomy places the organism in Eukaryota, Viridiplantae, Streptophyta, Magnoliopsida, Lamiales, Lamiaceae. The record is from RefSeq and is a predicted model, not a curated record.
CAUCAUCACUCUUGCCACCUCUACUAGUGACACUCACAAAAAUCAAUCAAGAAAAUGGUGCUCUUGGAUCAUCUCUGGGAUGAUGUGGUGGCCGGGCCGCAGCCGGAGCGCGGCCUCAAACACCUCAAGAAGGUCUACACCAAGCCCUUGAACAUCAAAGAUAUUGGGGUGGAGGGAAGCAGCAAGUACCAGAGAUCUCUGUCUAUGCCGGCCAGCCCGGUGACGCCAGGGACGCCGUCGCCCACCGCUGUCAGGAAGGACAACGUGUGGCGGAGCGUCUUCCAUCCCGGCAGCAACAUCGCCACCAAGACUGUCGGAGCUAACUACUUCGACCGCCCCGAGCCCAACUCCCCCACCGUUUAUGACUGGCUUUAUAGUGGGGAGACGAGGAGCAAGCACCACGAGAAAGUGUGAACGCAUCUAAAUAGUUUACAUGUUUUGAGUUUUGCAUGUAUAUAAAAGUAUGUAUUAUGGGUAUGAGGGGUUUGGUUGCUUUUCUGGUUAUUAUGGUUUGAUUAAGCAAACUUAAUUAUGUUUUGAGUUUCUGAUCUGCUACUUAAUGCUAAUCAAGGUUUCCUCUGCGUCA